Messenger RNA from Leptopilina boulardi, 3025 nucleotides. It is a transcript of the gene qua, whose product is annotated as villin-1. Lineage: Eukaryota; Metazoa; Arthropoda; Insecta; Hymenoptera; Figitidae. Gene Ontology annotation, molecular function: actin filament binding; phosphatidylinositol-4,5-bisphosphate binding. Gene Ontology annotation, cellular component: actin cytoskeleton; cytoplasm. The transcript has 10 exons. Gene Ontology annotation, biological process: cytoskeleton organization; barbed-end actin filament capping; actin filament severing. Bases 490 to 2904 code for a protein of 804 amino acids. The record is from RefSeq and is a predicted model, not a curated record.
UCGUCGAAAGAUAUUUAAAAUAAAUGUACUACAUGAAGUGUCCGGGUUUUCUCCUAUCGUGCAAAAUAGUUUUGAAUAGAAAUGUUACUCUGGUAGGUAGUGAAAUAUUGUCGACUUCCUCUCGUGAAACUUAGACAAUGUUCGCGCGUAAUUAUUUGAUUGUGAUGUAAAAUUAGCGACUAUUUCUCUCUGCGCGGCAAAGUGUGAAUACCUAUAUAGUGUUGCCUAUUGUAAAAGAAAUGGUGUGCAAUAUAUUAGUACCACAAUGUUUCAUGUUUUGUUUCUCAUAACACUUUAGCUAUAUUACAAGAACCAGUUUACCUCAAGCAAUCACAAAAGUGACACAAUUGCGAAAUUAAUUUUAUUAACGUCAUUUUAAUUGAAAUAAAAAUUUUAUAUUUAGUACAAUAUUAUACCGUGUGUGAAAAAUAAUUCAAAAAACUGUAAAUUUUUUUUAUUGUUUCCAUCUUCAUUGUAAAAUUUUCAAAAAUGACUUUAUCUCACCUAGAGGAUGACACAAGCAGUUGCUCGGACGAUUCUAGUAGUGAUGUUUUUAAAAGCAUUCAAAAAAAUAAAAAUGCAUUUUGUGUUUGGAAAAUUGAGGGGCUUCGAGCUAUUUCGAUUCGAAAAGAGAAAAUGGGAAUUUUUUUUUCGGAAUCAGCUUAUAUUAUUUACACAGUAUCAUCCAAGAAUGGUCCACUUCCUUAUCCAGGAGUUCCCGAAAAGGAGGUGAAAGAAGACUUUGCAAUUCGAGCUGUUCAUUUCUGGAUUGGUUCGAAAUGUGAUUCGACAAUGUCAGGAGCGGUCGCUCUUCGAGCUGCUGAAUUGGAUUCUCAAGUUUCAGCAACAAUUUUAUCACGUGAGGCCCAAGGUCGUGAAAGUUCCAGGUUCCUGGCUUAUUUUCGAGAUCAACUUAUCGUACAAAAUUUUCACACAGAAAAACCCUCGUGCACAUUGCAUAAAAUUUCUGGCCUAACGGUACCAAUUUUGACUGAACUUGAUGGUCUCAGCUGGAGUAAUUUUACAUCCCGAGAUGUUAUUAUAAUCGAUAUGCAUUCUAGAAACAUUGUUUUCCUGUGGCUUGGCUUGAAAGCCGAAAUUCUUCACAAGAAACAUGCAGCUACAAUUCUCAAGCAACGAAAAGAGAACGAGACUCAAGUUUUUAUAAUUGAUGACGGUUACGAGAGAACAUUACCAAAUGAAGUGCGAAAACUUCUAAACGAUGUUUUGAAUUUAUCAAAUAGAAAUGUAAUUCCAGAAAAUCAACACUCAUCACCAUUACCAAGUCCAGUGAAACUUUAUAAAUGUAGCGAACAAACGGGAAAAUAUAAAGUUGCCGAGGUAAAAUCGGGACCAAUAUUUCGUAAAGAUUUCUCAUCGGAAUCAGUUUUUUUAAUUGAUCGUGGUGAAAUUGGAAUUUGGGCAUGGGUCGGUAAAAAUGUGAAUGCACGAGAAAAACUCGAAGCAGUAAGAAAUGCGCGAGGAUUUGUGAAAAAAAAAAAUUACAGCGUGUCAGUUCCGGUAACGCGGGCGAUAGAAGGUCAAGAACCUGUGGAAAUGAAAACUUUAAUUAAAGGUUGGGGACAAAAAAAAGCGAGACCUCUCACGUUGCCCUCAUGUUUUGAGCCCGAAUACAUGACAGAGAGGCCACGAAUGGCAGCUGAAUGUCAAUUAGUCGAUGAUGGAUCUGGCGAGAAAACUCUAUGGCGAGUUAAUCAACAAACUGGCAUGAUCGAAGUGGAAGACAGAGGGAUUUAUUAUGCCGAAAUGUGCUACGUAAUGCGUUACAAAUACGGAUAUGGCCGUAGAAGCAGAUUAAUCGUCUACUGUUGGGAAGGAGCGCAUUCCUCCUGUGGAGAUAGAGAAACAGCUUUGGUAUCUGCUUGUCUAAUUGCCGAUGAAAUUUCCGCUCAACUCGUAAAAGCAUCACAAGGCAAUGAACCACCUCACUUGCUUCAAAUUUACAAAGGAAAAUUGACAAUUCUUGCGGGUUCAUACAAAAAUAAUCCACCGAGUAAAUAUUUAGUCCGUGUUUUUGGAUCAACGCCUUAUACCUCAAAAGCAGUGGAACGAUCAUUAAGAGCAAGCAGUUUAGAUUCGAGUGGUGUUUUUGUUUUAUUUUCGAAUUCGCCAAUGGUUUGGUGUGGAAGUAGAAGCACUGGAGACGCUAGAGAAGCAUCGAGAAGACUUGCUCCAAGUUCCGCACCUUUAAUAUCAGAAGGCAAUGAAGAUGAGGAAUUUUGGUCUCAAUUGGAAGGUCGAGGAGAAUAUGGCACUGAAUUUAUGAAUGACGAAGAAGAACAAGAGAAACAUCUUUAUCAUUGUCAAAUAGAACAAAAUAUUUUUGUCGGCGAAGAAGUUUUAGGUUUUUCACAGAGUUCUCUUUUACCAGAAGCAAUAUGGUUAUUGGACGCAGGAAAUGUAAUUUGGCUUUGGAUUGGAAUUUAUUCGGCAAAUAACUCCCUUAAGGAAUGUGUUGAAAGAGGAAAAAUAUUUUUAUACACACAUCCUGCUGGUCGAGAUCGUAAUACUCCUAUUUCCAUAAUUAAACAAGGCUUGGAACCGCCAUCGUUUAUAGGACUAUUUGAAAAUUGGAAUCACAAUUUUUUACGCGAUUAUCAAUCAUUUGAUGCACUACGUUCAUUUAUUGAAGAUAAAGAACCUUCAAUAAACAAUUCUUUAUCAAAUAAAUUGAUUACCGACUUCAACAGUCACGUGAAAUAUCCCCUAAAAAUUUUAAAAAGCGAUCCAGAGAAUCUUCCCAAUGAAGUUGAUGUUUCACGAAAGGAAAUGCAUUUGACCUACGAUGAUUUUAUGACAGUUUUCAAAAUGGAGCCCAAUGACUUUGAAAAACUUCCAGCAUGGAGAAGACAAAGACUCAAACAAGCCGCUGGUCUAUUUUAAAACUACUAAAGAAAAAAAAAAAGAAUACAGCUAUUUUAAGAGAAUGUUUUUAAAAUUGUAUAAUUAUUUUAAUGAAAAUUUUAAAUUUAAUAAAAACUAAAAUUAUUCUAUAAAUACCAAA